UUGACAAGGUUUUGAAAACUGUCUCAAAUCAUUAAGAUACGUUUAUAGAGCACACAAAACACAUAUUUCUUAAUUUUUUGUAGUUAUUCAUUGAGAAAAUGGAAAAUAAAAACAUGAUAUUCAAAUAUGCCGCCAAAACACAAUUUUGAAGAAUAUGGCGGCUCGCGACCAUGGUGACGUCACAGCGGCGUAAACAUCAACUUGCUCCUAGUACUCCAUGUUCGUUUUUGUUAUAAUUAAAGUUUAUGUUAAGUUAAUCUGCUUAAAAACAAGAAAAUGAGUUCUUAUAAGUGGUGUGUAGUUCCUGGAUGCAGAAAUACAACUAUUAAAACCCCUGACAAACUAUUUAUAUGUGCUCCAAAAGAUAUAAAAAUGCGUAGAAAGUGGUUGCAGUUAGCUCGCAGAAAUCCAAGUGAUAUAUCAAUUAAAACAGUUAUAUUUUUUUGUGAAGACCACUUCGAUAUUGAAAAAGACAUGGCCAACUACUGCAAGUACAAAAUGGGUUUCAGUCAGAAAAUACUAAUGGUAGAUGGAGUUUUGCCUUCUAAAUUUCAUUGCCAGCCAGAUCGCUGUAAAAGAAUUUGUGAGCCUGGUACUUCUCGUUCUGCCUUUGCAAAACGGCAAAGAAUCAACCUCAUUGAGCAAUGUGAAGCUGAAAUCUGUCAGCCAGCUGGCACUGAGGAUAAAUCUCAUGAAGGAAAGAUGGAAGAUAUAAUAACGGAACCUUCAACAUCAGAGAAAUCUACAACCACAGAUCCAAUUACAAUUGCUGAAAAGUCAGUACAAUUUAAUAGUUCUUACAAACUUCAUUUUAGAAGCAAAGCCGUGCAGACUAAAAUUUUUACAAGAGAUACAUCUGUUUCACCUUACAAAUACUCAUUUGUCUCCAGCAGCACUUCUCCAUUCAAGAUUGAUCAGCAUCCUUUCCAUGUUAAACCGUCAAAAUCUGGUGUUAUUAAUAUAAAGAAAAGAAUUGGUUUUGAUGAAGAUAAAUCAGAUGCUGAUGCCUCUUCUUUGUAUACAGAAGCUCCCAAACAAGAUUCGUCAUCAUACACAGCUUCAUCAAAGUUGUCAGAUACUAGUGCUUCGAGCAUUACAAAUACAAAUGAAGAUAUUCUGAAAUUGCAGUCUUCGCAGAUUAACUUGCAGUACAUUGUUAAGAAACCAACACUGUACAUUGGAAUUAGUAAAGAAUCUUACUUCAUAGUUAACUUAAUUCAUAAGCACACUAAUAUACCACAUGAACAUAUUUUGUUGUGUUUAAAAAAAAUCAGAUUAAAUAAUACUUUUUCUGAACUUGAAGAUGACUUCGGAUUCUCGUUGUCAUAUGGAAGUAAAUUAUUCACAAAGAAUAUCCCAGUCAUUGCUAGUGUUUUGCGCCCUUUCAUUGUUAAACUAGAUAAUUAUUCAAUCAAGAAAACCUUACCCAUUUCAUUUAGACACAAUUACCAUAAUGUAAGUUGUAUAAUAGAUUGUUUAGAAAUCGACAUUCAAAAACCAUCAAAAGCUUUGUUUCAAGCACUGACAUGGUCAGAUUAUAAAAAAGAUGGUUUAAAUCCUGGAAGUUUCAUUUUAGCUGAUCGUGGAUUUAAGCAUGUAGAACAGGUCCUGAAUGAGAAAGGAAUUAAAUUGUUAAGGCCACCUAGUGUACAAUCCGGAUCAAAAUUAUCUAAAGCAGAAAUGAUGUGA
Colias croceus (clouded yellow) is the source of this 1689-nucleotide messenger RNA. RefSeq lists its product as uncharacterized. Lineage: Eukaryota; Metazoa; Arthropoda; Insecta; Lepidoptera; Pieridae. The transcript is spliced from 5 exons. The coding region runs from base 277 to 1689 and encodes 470 amino acids. The record is from RefSeq and is a predicted model, not a curated record.